AUGAAGCUUCUGGUCUCUGCGGAGGAGUCAGGUGCUCUUAAGGAGGUCGUUUGCGUCAAAGGAACAGACACUUCCAAGCAACAUGCGCCGCAGCCGACAUCCAUAAAAACGUACUGCCAGGAAACAAGGAAUACCAAGAUCCAGCACUUUAUUCUAUACGAGAAUUACGUGGUUGCAGCUAGACAAGGGGGAAGCAUAUGUAUAUACAACGCAGAGGAUGAAUACGCGGAAGUGAAAAAAUUAGACAAUCUUUCUGCCUCCGCAGAUGACGCUUUUGUGUCUCUUUUUGAACUUGGCGACAAAAUAUAUGCUUGUACGGAAGCCGGCAACCUCAGUAUCAUUGAGCCCGAAAAGUGGAAAUAUAGUGUGGUCAAGCUCAAGGGGCCGAUCAGCACUUUUUGUGGAGAUGUAUCAAGACCAGGAAUAUUUGCAUAUGGAGGAAAGGAAACCGACCUCACUGUCAUUAAGCUGGAUACCAUGGAGGUUGUGUUUAAAGGCAAGAAUGUUCCAAAUAACAAUCUAGACUUGCGCGAGCCAAUCUGGAUCUCGAAAGUAGCGUUUGCUACAGAUGCGCAAGACGAACCGGACGUCUACAAACUAGUUACAGUCACAAGGUAUGGUCACGUGAGAUAUUACGAUUCGACCAAGGGCCGUAGGCCUGUUCUCAAUUACAAGCUUUCCGACAAGCCGCUGAUCACCAUGGCAAAGCUCAACGACUCGGAGAUCGUGUGCUCCGACACGCACGUUACGACCGCAAAAUUUAAUUUCAAGAAUGGCAGCAUGCUCGGGAAGUUCCAGGGUGCCGUGGGAUCGAUCAAGGCAGUCCAUGUUCUGAACAACGUCCUCGCCACCGGCGGACUCGACAGAUAUGUCCGGUGCUUUGAACUCGGCUCCAGAAACACCAUUGCCAAGGUCUAUAUGGGCACUCAAAUUAGCGACGUUUGCUUGGUGGAAGCAGACGAGGAGCAGCCAGAAGAGAAACUCCAGGAAGCAAAGCCUAAGGCCAAGGAGCAGGAAGGCCUUGAACAAAAGAGCGAAGACGACGAGUCGAGCGACGAAGAGGAAAUGUGGCAAAAGUUGCAGACCUCUCUAGCUGAAAAGAGAAAGAGACGGAAACUCAAAUAA
Messenger RNA from Ogataea haglerorum, 1125 nucleotides. RefSeq lists its product as uncharacterized. The record is from RefSeq and is a predicted model, not a curated record. Lineage: Eukaryota; Fungi; Ascomycota; Pichiomycetes; Pichiales; Pichiaceae. The transcript has a single exon. Gene Ontology annotation, molecular function: protein binding. Gene Ontology annotation, cellular component: nucleolus; preribosome, large subunit precursor. Gene Ontology annotation, biological process: ribosomal large subunit biogenesis. Bases 1 to 1125 code for a protein of 374 amino acids.